UGUACCAGGAAGAAGCCAGAGUGGAUUCGAGAAGAGCAAGAAACGGAACCAUGCUAUUGCAUCAUAUUUAUGGAAUAUUUGCAUUCCUCGGUGCAUAUCUGAUUUCCUUUCCACCAUCUUGCAAUGGAGGGAAUAUUCUAGUCUACCCUUUAGACGGCAGUCACUGGGUCAAUAUGAAGAUCCUGCUAGAAGAUCUUCAUGCCAGAGGACACAGCAUCACUGUGAUUAGAUCAUCCACUAGUUUGUACAUCACAGAAAAGUCUCCUCUCUACACUUCCAUUACAGUUCAAAUGGAUGGAGACACUGACAACUUUUUUGAUGAAUACCUAAAGGAGAAUAUAAGGGCACAGAGAGAGGGGGCCUCGCCACUUACUUUCUUCAAACUCACCAAGGAUUUCCUUUCAAUGAUUUCCCAGGCACAUUCACUGUCUUGUGAUAUCCUUCUUCAAGUCUUUAAUGAUGAAAAUAUGAUCAAAAGCUUAAUGGAUUCUCAAUUUGAUCUUGUUAUCACUGACCCAGCCUUAGGAUUAGGGGUUAUACUGGCCAAGUAUCUAAAACUGCCUGUGGUGCUCAAUGUUCGCUGGAUCACCAGUGGAGAAGGGCACUUUGCGAUAGCCCCCUCACCACUCUCUUACAUCCCAGCACCAGGAUCAGGCUUAACAGACAAAAUGAAUUUCAUGGAGCGAGUCAAGAACUUGUUUUUCCAUAGCGUUGUAAUGUUGCAGCAGAAAUUCAUGGUGGGACCAAACUAUGAUGCCAUCUGUGAUAAAUACAUCAAGGGUGGAUGUGACAUCAUGUCGCUUCUUCAGGAAGCAGACAUUUGGCUGUUCAGGUCAGAUUUCGUGUUUGAUUUCCCUCGGCCUACCAUGCCAAACAUUGUCUACAUAGGGGGGUUCCAGUGCAAACCAGCACAACCUCUGCCAGCUGACCUGGAGGAGUUUGUUCAGAGUGCUGGGGAGCAUGGAGUGAUCAUCAUGACUCUUGGAACUUUGGUUAAUGCUUUGCCCAAAGAGAUCUCAGAUGAAAUUGCCAGCGUCUUUGCCAAGAUGCCUCAGAAGGUGAUAUGGAGGCACAAAGGGGAACAACCCUCUACUUUGGGCAACAACACUCUGAUAGUGGACUGGAUGCCACAGAAGGACCUCCUGGGCCACCCACAGACCAAAGUCUUUGUAGCUCACGGAGGAACCAAUGGUGUUCAGGAGGCCAUUUACCACGGGGUCCCUGUGCUCGGCAUACCCUUGUUCUUCGACCAGUAUGACAACCUUCUUCGUCUGCAGGAUAGGGGAGCCGGAAAGAUCAUCCCGUUAGGUGAUGUUAACGGACACAGUUUUGAGCAAGGUCUUAUGGAAGUUCUUCAUCGAGACAGCUACAGACAGAACAUGCAAAGACUGUCACGUCUGCACAGAGAUCAGCCAAUGUCACCCAUGGAUCGGGCCAUCUUCUGGGUGGAAUAUGUGAUGCGCCAUAAAGGGGCUCCACAUCUGCGUACAGAGGCUUAUAAGAUGCCCUGGUACUCCUACUACUGUUUAGAUGUAAUGCUAGUAUUGCUGACUGCAGUGACUCUCCUGCUGCUCUCUGCUUUGGCUGUUUGCAAGUUUCUAUGCUGCAGAGGUAGAAGAAAGACCAAAGCCAAACAGCACUGAAGUCAGAUUUGUUACAAAAUAUACUACAGUGGGUUUUCUAAAACUCUGUAUAG
This is a messenger RNA of Monopterus albus (swamp eel), 1696 nucleotides long. RefSeq names its product UDP-glucuronosyltransferase 2C1-like. The transcript is spliced from 4 exons. The record is from RefSeq and is a predicted model, not a curated record. NCBI's taxonomy places the organism in Eukaryota, Metazoa, Chordata, Actinopteri, Synbranchiformes, Synbranchidae. Gene Ontology annotation, molecular function: UDP-glycosyltransferase activity. Bases 51 to 1643 code for a protein of 530 amino acids.